This is a messenger RNA of Lepisosteus oculatus (spotted gar), 1540 nucleotides long. NCBI's taxonomy places the organism in Eukaryota, Metazoa, Chordata, Actinopteri, Semionotiformes, Lepisosteidae. The record is from RefSeq and is a predicted model, not a curated record.
UGAUGGAACACGAAAACAAAAAAAGGGAACCAGCAUGCCCCGUUUGUGAACCGAACAACGCCUUCGAACCAUGCGUGUGCUGGAAGCUAAACGAAGUCGUUCGUGAAUGAUGUCGCUCGCCGUCUGGGCUGUUAACAGCCAGCAACUUCUGACCUGGCGAGACUUAACCAGACAGACUGUCAGUGACAGGCCGCGACGUGGGACAGCUCGGCACACAACCUCUCGGAAAUCGCCUCUUCUUUCUGCUGGUCUGGGCCAGAGGUUCCAACAGAGGAAGUAAAAUGGAAGCACCUCUGUCGCCAAGAGAUUCUGGAAAGUUCAUUGCAGAAAACAGCAAAGAUGUUUUUAUUGAAGAAGAGGGGGUAUGCAGGAUAGCAGCGAUGCUGUAUGCAAAAAGGGGCUGUAAAGAAUUCACAGCUGAAGGCUGGAAAAAGAUGAACCCACUGGCUCCAUUCUGCAAUACCGAUGAUGCAAUAAAUUGGGUUUUUGUGGUGGAUACUAUGAACUUCUCCUUCUGGCCAGAUAAAGAAGACCAGCAGUGCACGGUGACAUACAAAGGCAAAGGCUACAGUGGGUACAUGUCACUUUGUGCUGCUGUCACUAGAGCACUGGAUGAAGGUAUUCCCAUCACUCAAGCUUCAUACUUUGCAAACAUGACUCUAGAUGACCUGAAGCACGUGCUGCGGUCUGACAAUGAUGUUCCAAUGCCCAUGAUCGAGGAAAGACACAAAGCACUCACUGAGGCCGGCAAAGUGCUGCUCCAGUAUGACGGCUCUUUCCGCCAAUUCAUGAGUAAAGGUGAAAACAGUGCAGAGAAAAUGGUCAUGCACAUUGUGAAGACCUUGCCAUCUUACAGAGACGAGGCUACUUUUGAGGGGAAAAAGGUUUCAUUUCAUAAGCGAGCCCAGAUCCUUGUGGCUGAUUUCUGGGGCAUAAUGGAAGCAAGGGGAGAGGCCAACAUUCCUGACCUUGGGUACCUGACAAUGUUUGCGGACUACAGGGUGCCUCAGGCUCUUGUCUACCUCGGUGCACUGAGGUACUCUGAUGCACUGAUGAAGACCCUCCAGGAAGGAAAGACGCUGCCAUCUGGAGACCGCAGAGAAGUGGAGAUCCGUGGCUGUUCCAUUUGGUGCGUCGAGAGGAUCAGAGCUCACCUGUGGGACAUCACUGAACAAAGAGAAGGACGCAGAGCUGAAGAAGUCAAUUCGGCUGUCAUUGAUUUCUUCCUGUGGCCCUAUGCCAAAGAGCACCAGGCAGAAAUGGCUCACAUCCCUAUCCACCACACCCGCUGCAUUUAUUACUGACUGAGGCAUUUCCUCUGUCUUUCAUGGUCAUUCCAAAACUGUAAUAAAAACGACUUGCCUAGGACUUUUCUUAGUCUGUGUUUCUUUGGAUAUGGGAAUGUUUUAAUGUGGUAUUGCUUCUGUUACUGGGCAUAAUGCUUGUUUGAAAUAAUAAACCAAUCCAGGGCUUCAAUCUAGGGAUUGUCUCAGCAUUUUCCCUGUGUUAUUUAUUUUAAUGAUUAAAAUAAAUAAACAAA